AUCUUUCCUUCCAUGCACCACCAACUUCGCCGACGGUAGACGAAGUCGCGGUGGGGGACAUGCUUGGCUACGUUGCCAAGGUGGCCCGCGAGUUUGUCUCGCAACGGUACGAAGAAAACGACGCACCGUUGCUCUACGUUCGCAUUCAGAUUGGGCAAGCGGCCUGCAACGCUUUGCUAGAUUGCGGCGCAACUCGCAACUUCAUCAGCCAGUCCUUCAUGACUCGGGCUGGCCUUGGCGCACAAGUACGGAGGAAGUCACAUCCGACGACGGUCGCUCUUGCCGACGGUAAGACGAAACAACUUUUAGACCGUUACAUCUCGGAAGUCCCGGUGUACUUUGCACCGCACGCAUGUGAACCCGUCACUUUUGACGUGUUGGACACCGACUUCAAUGUCAUUUUGGGGAUGCCUUGGGUUUCUAGCACGGACCACACGGUCAAUUUCCAUCGACGCACGCUCACGAUUCGUGAUGCAACUGGCGCCGAGGUCCCGUGUACUAUACCUCCUCCUCGCUCUUCCAUUAGGUGCCAAGUCGUGAGUGCCAAAUCUUUUCGAGACGCAUGCCGUUCCGAGCAUGUCGAAGAGAUUGGCAUCGCUUUGCUUCGAACCGUCCCGACGACCGAUUCAUCGUCCACAGAAGUGUCUUCUGACCCCCGUGUGACCCGGUUGUUAGACGAGUUCUCGGAUGUUUUUGAGACACCCUCCGGUAUAGCACCGGAGUUAGCCGAGGUCUUAUACACUGGUUGGAUUCGCUCCAAGGGCUACCCCAAGGAGAUCGUUCGCGACCGGGACACUCGCUUUCUCUCCGACUUUUGGGUCGCCCUCGUCAAGCGAUGGGGCUCAUCUUUGAAGCCGAGUUCGGCUCGCCACCCGCAAACCGAUGGUAAAACGGAAAGGGCGCAUCAGACCGCUCAAGUCCUUCUCCGCACUCUCAUCCGUCCCGACCAGGUUGAUUGGGUUGAGCGCUUGCCAGACGUUGAGUUGGCUUACAACUCAUCGAUCCACCCRBCUDUYGGGAUGUYGCCRUUCGAGUUUGAGCAUGGUUCACCCAUCUCAUCGCCGCUGGACGCUACUUUGCCGCGCACAGCCGAGAGCGACGACCAUCUUGCGUUCCUUCGUCGCAUGCAAGAGCUUCUUGUCAAGGCACGGGAUCAGAUGUCGAAGACGCAAAUACGGAUAAGCUGUCAAGCCAACCGCAAUCGCCUUCCUUGCCCGUUCCGCGCCGGCGAUCUGGUUUGGGUCUCCGCAGCGGAGUUCAACCUUGAGCAAGACGUCUCUCGCAAGCUCCUUCCCAAGUGGAUGGGGCCUUGGCGCAUUCUCUCUGCAGCUGGUGAUGAUCCCGAGGGGCCCUCAUUCCGCAUCGCGGUGCCACCUCACUUGCCCGUUGCUGUAACUGGGCAGCCUGAUGUCUCGCAGCCUGCACAGCCGCAGGGUUCACAGCCCCAACAGCUAGUGCAGCCACCUGCACCACAGGGUCCACAAGCCGGAUUGAUGCAGGGACCGGGACAAAGUCAGUGGGUUCCAAAGACGACCAUCGCCGCUCCUAAACCCUUUACAGGGGAUAAGAGGGGCGAAGACCUCGACACUUGGUUGAGGGCAGUGCCAGUCUAUGUCAAGUGCAAACUUACCUUGCCACACGAGGAAGUGUUUGUGGCUGCCUCUUAUCUAGAGGGGAGUGCAACACGAUGGUUGAGUGGUUUAGUGCAGCUACAGGGGUACGGUCAUGACUUUCGCGCUUGGGCUGUCACCCAGAAAUUGGAUGACUUCCUCAAGUUGGUGGAAGUCGGGUCGCAUGAUCCUCAGGAAGCCCAAAAGGUUACUGAUGCGAUCCUAACACUGCAUACUCGACAACUUAAAUCAGUUAGGGAGGCAACUGACGCUGUAGAGCGUCUGAUCUGUGUCCCUGGGGAGCGCUAUGACCCCCAUGUGUUACUCACCUCCUACCUGAGAUGCUGUCCCAUGACUCUCAGGAAUCAAUUGGCAGGUGAGGGCAACAUCAAUAUGCACAACUUUCCCUCAUUUAGCAAGAAGGCCCUAGACCUUGAGGCAAAGAUAGGGCAUGGGCAGACACCCACGACAGAUGGUAGGAGAAAGUCACUGCUUCCCAACUGGAAGGCGAAGGGUCGCAUUAUGUUUGUCGAUAACGAUGGUUCAACCAUCGAGUUAGAUGACAACUUCCAGGAGGGAGUAGGUUCAGAGUCUGGCAGCAUUGAGGCUUCAGGGGGUGGAGUAGUCGUAGCACAAAAAGGAAAGGCGACCGGUAGACGCCGUGGAGUUCCCGGUCUAGGAGUCAAGUUGACCCCAAUGCUCCUCCAUGGGAGAAAACGGGUCUCACAGAGGACGUGUGGAGAGACAGGCGAGCCGGUGAAAAUGCUGCCGGAGAUAGAGGGAGUAGUUGCCAAGUACCUUGAUCUAUUUGAAGAGCGUACAGGGGUUGUUCAGAGGGAGGUCGUCCAUGCGAUAGAGAUUAUCCCAGGGUCUCCAGGCGAGCUUGAUGAGCUUCGUCGGCAACUCAAGGAACUCGUAGAGAAGGGUUGGAUCCAACCGAGUGUUUCUCUUUAUGGGUCGCCGGUCCUAUUCGUACCGAAGAAGGAAGGAACACUGAGGAUGUGCAUUGACUAUAGGGGCCUCAAUGCCAUCACUAUCAAGAACAGAGAGCCCCUACCGCGCAUCGAUGACUUGCUAGAUAGAGUGCAAGGGUACCGGUACUUCAGUAAGAUAGAUCUGAAGUCCGGGUGCCAUCAGAUUGCAAUCCGACCCGAGGAUAAACACAAAACCGCAUUUCAGACCAGGUACGGUCUGUACGAGUUUGUGGUGAUGCCUUUCGGCCUUUGCAAUGCUCCUGGCACCUUUCAGCACGCUAUGAAUCGGAUAUUUCAUGACUACUUAGAUAAGUUUGUCAUCGUGUACCUCGAUGACAUACUUAUUUUUAUUAAGAUUGUCGAGGAGCACGUUGCGCACUUGGACAAAGUCCUUAGUCUUCUUCGACAGCACAAGUUCAAGAUCAACGGUGAGAAGUGCGAAUUUGGCCUCACCCAUGUCUUGUACUUGGGUCAUGAGAUUUCUGUGGAGGGAUUGAAGCCCGAUGACGUGAAGGUGGCCAGCAUUCGUGACUGGUCGUGUCCUCAGUCUGUGACUGAGAUGAGGUCCUUCUUAGGGAUGACAGGCUACCACCACAAUUUUGUUCAGAAUUACAGCAUAGUGGCCGCCCCUUUGACGGACCUGACUUGCCUUGACACACCAUGGGAGUGGACAAACAGGUGUGAGGUUGCUUUCAGACAACUGAAGCAUGCAUUGACACACCAUGAGGUCUUGAAACUUCCUGAUCCUGACAAACCUUUCGUAGUAACUACGGAUGCUAGUCAAUAUGGCAUAGGCGCCGUACUUGCGCAACAUGAGGGGGAAAAGUUGAGGAUGGUAGAGUACAUGUCCAAAAAGAUGCCCUCUCAGAAGUUGGCUAAGUCCACCUAUGAGAAGGAACUCUAUGCGAUCUACAAGGCGCUCACCCAUUGGAGGCACUAUCUCCUUGGGAGGUUCUUCUACGUCAGGACUGAUCACCAGACCCUGAAGUGGAUGAGAACCCAACCUGUGCAGUCCGGCGCUUUGAAGCGUUGGAUUGAAGACAUAGAGCAGUAUGACUUUGAGCCCCAAUACAUCAAGGGCGAGAACAACAAGGUUGCUGAUGCGUUGUCACGUAGACCGGAUUUCUCUGGUGCGCUGAUCACUGAGUUUGGGCUUGCGGACGAUGUUACUUGCUCUAUGGUCGAAGCCUAUCGCGAGGACCGGUUUAUGUCUGAGAUCAUACGCAGACUCGAGGCGAAGGACAAAGUCUGUCAGAGAGACAAGCCUCGUACACAGGCCCCUCUUGGGCUCCUCAAGCCCCUUCCGAUUUCGGAAAGCCCCGGUGACAGCCUGUCUAUGGACUUCAUGGACACGCUGGUCACCAACAAGAGUGGAAUGAGACACAUCUUUGUUAUCGUGGAUAGGUUUAGUGAGUACGCUAGGUUAGUUGCAAUGUCGGGGACAACAAAGACCGAGUAUGUGAUCAGACUCUUCAAAGAGAACUGGGUCAGAGACUUUGGGCUCCCAAAGUCUAUUGUUAGUGAUAGGGAUGUCCGAUUCACAAGUGAGUUGUGGAAGGCUGCAGCUGCAAAACAAGGAAUACAGCUGCAGAUGACUUCUGGGAACCAUCCCGAGGCCAAUGGCCAAGCAGAGCAGCUUAACCAUGUUGUUCAACACCUGUUGCGGCAUUACAUCAAGCCCAAUCAGGUUGACUGGGAUGAGAAACUUGCUCUCAGCGCCAGCCUGUAUAACAAUGUUGUGCACAACGCAACUGGAAGCCACGAGGAUGCAACUCGGGCACUCAAUGCCCGAUUGUUGGACCUGGAACAGGCUGUACCAGGACCAGCUGCUGGAGCUUCCAGCAGUGCACCCUCAAGCCGCCAACUGGAGGACCGCGUUGACCACGUAGUGGCAAUGCUCGGCGACAUCAGCACCUUCGCUGCGCCGACCACCACCAUCAGCAGUCAGCUGCAUACAUUAAAGACCGAGGUCCAGAAGCUGCAGUCGACAAACGAGGACGACAAUCCGAAGAUGUACAAGAUGCCAACUUUCAACCCGGAGAGGUUCGACGACUACACGCAGCAGGAUCCCGUCCUCUGGUGGGAAGCAUUCACAACGCAACUCAGGAUUCUGCCAGUAGCCAAGCAUGCGUAYAUCGGCGCCCUGUUCCUGAACUCAAAGGGCGGAUGCCAGACCUGGUUGAGCCACCUGGCAACCUCCCACGGCGUCGACGUACCAGACUUGAAGAACGUAAUCACAUGGGAGGAACUGACACGGCUGUGGAAGAAGCGGUUCAUCGUCGACGACGCGCCGGCACUCGCCAUCAACCGUUUGUUCACCAUGUCACAGGGCAACACAACAACACGGGGCUGCCUCACGGAGUGGCAGAAGAUUGCGGCUGUGCCCAAUCUGAACCUACCAUUCGAGCAUCUACGCCGUGAGUUCUACAACAGGUCCUGUGCGGCAUUGAGCCAGGCUCUUGGUGAUCGCGAGCAGUACUCAACCUUCACGGAGAUCAUUGACAAAGCGAGGGAGAUCAUCAAGACUAACAGCGAGGAAGAGUUAAAUGUGCUUCGGGCACAACUCGACGACCUUCURGAGAAAGGCUGGAUUCGGCCUAGCUCAUCGCCAUACGGUGCUCCUGUUCUCUUCGUCCGGAAGAAGAACAAGGACCUGCGGUUGUGCAUCGAUUAUCGCAAGCUCAACGCGCAGACGAUCAGAAACGUCGUCCCUCUCCCACGCAUCGACGACCUUCUCGAGCGAUUGGGUGGCGCCCAGUUCUUCUCUAAGCUGGAUCUCAAGUCAGGGUACCACCAACUCGAGAUUCGCAAGGAGGAUCGCUACAAGACCGCGUUCAAGACUCGGUAUGGGCAUUUCGAAUGGCUGGUCAUGCCAUUUGGCCUUACGAAUGCCCCAGCCACUUUCCAAGCGGCUAUGACGACGGAGUUCCGACACAUGCUGGAUCGUUUCGUACUUAUAUACCUCGACGACAUUCUUGUUUACAGCCGGAGUCUGGACGAGCAUGUGGAACACCUGUGCACCGUUUUGGAGCGGCUACGACAGGCCAAGUACAAAGCAAACCGCGACAAGUGCGAGUUCGCACAGCAGGAGCUGGAGUACUUGGGACACUAUGUGCUGCCGCAAGGCAUCCGUCCGCUUGCGGACAAGAUCGAGGCCCUACGAGUAUGGCCCGAGCCCACCAACACCACGGACGUUCGUUCAUUCAUGGGGUUGGCGGGCUACUAUCAGCGAUUCAUCACCGGAUACUCCAGGAUUGCUGCACCUAUGAGGAGGUUACAGUCGCCAAAGGUGCCAUUCGUAUUUGAUGACGACGCACGCUGGUCAUUCCAAGCACUUAAGACGACUAUGCUCAUGGCACCCGUCCUUAGCAUUUAUGACCCCACCCUGCCGACGCGAGUGACUACGGACGCUUCCGGCUAUGGCAUUGGGGCAGUCUUGGAACAACACGACGGCGACGACUGGCACCCUGUGGAGUAUUUCAGCCGCAAAGUGCCUCCCAUCAACUUGCUUGAUGAUGCAAGGAAGAAGGAGCUGCUCGCAUUCCGCAUGACCAUACUUACUCGCUCGCAGACAGCAGCGAUGGAUCAGAAAGCAGGUGAGUCUGUCGAGGCCUAUGAGGCACGGUUGGCGGCCAUCAUAGCCGAAAGCAAGCAACGGGCAGAAGCGGCAGCAGCAACACGGAAGAAGAGAGAGGCAGAGGCAGAGAGACUGCGUCUUCUGGCCGAAGAACAGCGACAGAAGCACGCGGCAGCAGCAGCCAAGGGCGCUGAUGAAGAACGUGUGCGGCGACACGAAGUCAUAUUCAGGGAGGAAGGUGCAUUACAUGCACAGGCCAAGGACUGGCAGAGGGAGGCCGAGAGCGGCGAAUCCGUCGACUACGGGAGCAGGGUAUCUCAUCUGCUCAACCGUGUCACGGACCUCCUCGCGACUUGUAUCGCGCAGCAGGAGGACAUCCACUCCCUCGACCACACCAACAAGGUGUUACAGCAGUCGGUGGACCAGAUGCUCAAGUGCAUACAGCAGCUGGAGCAGCAGGUCGCCACCGCUAACACCAGCGUCGGCCCCUCCGACCUCGUCGACCGCGUCAAUGUCCUGGAGAUAGACGUGGGAACACUUAAGACUGGGACACAGCAGCUGCAACAGCAAGUUUCCGCAGCAGCCGGCCCCAGCGCAACGACACGCGAAACUAUUGCCAAGUUCGAUGGGCUCCCGAUCUUCUGUGACGCAUCGAAGACCGACCCCAUCCAGUGGUGGCGCCAGUUUGAACUCAAGCUGGAUAUCCACCACGUCAUCGACGCGAACCGACAUGCAUAUUUGUACUCCCGCUCGGGAGGCGCGUGUCAGGCAUGGUUGGACAACAUGCUGUCCGCACAUGCAUGUACAGUCACCGAGUUACACAAGUACAUCACCUGGGCGGACCUCACGGCGGCAUGGAAGAAGCGUUUCCAAGUAGAACCGCCCGAGCACCAGGCGAUGGACAAGCUGCUGACGUUUUCGCAGAACAGCAUGCCAAGCGGAGACUGGAUUUCUGAGUUCCAACGGCUGGCAAGCACACCCAAGUUGUCGAUGAACUUCGACGGCAUCAAGCUUUACUUCAUCAAGCGGUCGUGCCCAGCGUUGCAGAAUGCGUUAACUCAAGUCGCCGAGAACCUCAACACAAGUGAGGAACUCUUCAACAAAGCCGCGCAGAUCAUCGUGACGAAUUUGGCAGCCCGGAAUACGGGCCACUCGUCGACUGCCGGCCAGGGCGCGCAUCAGCAUCGGUCGAAAGUGGCCGUGGUCGCAGCAGCAACGCCUAGCGACCCUUCAAUUCUAAACGAGGCUGUUUCGUCUGACGAGGGAGAUAGACUCGCAGCUGCCCAGAAUGGUGGCCACCCCGCCAAAGGACGAGGACGCGGCAAAACGAAGACGAACACCACUACUUCUUCUGGGCCCGGGCAAGCAGCUCAAGAGCAAGGACCUUGGACAACGUACGGGCUUAUAGAGCGCGGGUACCACGUCCGCACCAAGUACCGCUAUUGCUUGUGGUGCAACAGCUCAGCACAUGAGACAACGAGCUUGUUGGAGACACUCCGGCGCGCCAAGUUCAAAGCCAACCGCGACAAGUGCGAAUUCGUACGCCAAGAGUUGGAAUACUUGGGCCACUUCGUUACUCCACAAGGCAUCAGUCCGUUGCCGGACAAGAUUCAAGCCGUCCAAGAUUGGCCGGAGCCGCGGAACGUCACGGAUGUCCGAUCAUUCCUUGGCCUUGCCGGCUACUACCAACGUUUUAUCAAAGGGUACUCGAAGAUCACGACCCACUUAACCAAGCUUCAAUGCGAGGACCGGCCGUUUGAUUUCAGAACGGACGCGUGGGAAUCAUUCUUGGCGCUCAAGGCCGCAUUGCUCUUCGCGGAGGUAUUGCGGAUAUACGACCCGCUAUUGCCAACACGUGUCACCACGGACGCAUCCGGCUAUGGCAUUGGUGCUGUCCUCGAACAACAUGACGGUGUGGACUGGCACCUGGUCGAAUACUUCAGCAAGAAAGUGUCGGUUGUGCACUCAAUCGAUGAUGCACGCAAGAAGGAACUUCUCGCCUUCGUCCACGCACUCAAGCGGUGGCGGCACUUCCUCCUUGGUCGACGCCAAUUCCGAURGRUAACGGACAACAAUCCGUUGGCCUUCUACAAGUCUCAGGACACCGUCAACAGCACCAUCGCCCGUUGGAUGGCCUUCAUCGACCAAUUCGACUUCUUUCCCGAUCACAUUCCAGGGAAGUCAAACCGUUUUGCGGAUGCUCUUUCACGGCGUCCGGACCACUGCACCGCGGUCUACUCAACCUUCGAGAUCGAGGAUGACUUGCGGGACAGCUUCAUCCGCGGCUAUCAAGCCGACCCCGAUUUUGGCGACAAGUACGCAAACUGUUCCUCUCCCAAUUCGGCCCCUUCGCACUAUCGGAUCCAAGAGGGAUACUUGCUCGUUCACUCGCGGGGGAAGGAUCUACUUUGUGCCGCAAGAUUCACACUUGCGCACGCGGCUUCUUGGCGAGUUCCACGACGCCCCCGCCACCGGACAUUUUGGAGUCAAUCGCACGAUUGGCCGACUCCGCGAGCGCUUUUGGUGUGGCCCGGUCUUCUCGACGACGUCACGCGCUAUUGCGAGUCAUGCGAGAUGUCAGGGGAAACGGACGAGGCCUAUCAGGCCCGGAUGCUGCUUCUGAUUACUGAAGCUAAGCAACGGUCGGAUGCAGUAGCAGCCACAGCUAGGCAGAAGGCAGAGGACACCGAGAAGGCACGUCUGUUGACAAUCGAACAACAGCGACAGCACGACGAGGCAGCAGCAAAGACUGCCGAUGAAGAACGAGUCCAACGCCGCGAUAAGAUAUUCAGCGGAGAGCAAACUUUGCUCACAAUGGCAGCGGAUUGGCGGGCCGAGGCCGAGAAUGGCAAGAUGGAAGAGAGUGAAAACAAGAUCGCUCUACUACUCUCCCAUCUCACGGACCUCCUGGCAACACGCAUUACACAGCAAGAGGAUAUCCACAGCCUCGACGACGCGUUGACUAAAGUCCACGGUCGCCUCCGGCAGCUGGAGAAGCGACCCGUCGCCGCCCCCGAUGCCAGCUCUUCCAACACCUCCGAUCGCCUCGAGGCAUUGGAGAUUGACGUCGGCUCCCUCAAGGACGACGUGCAGUUACAGCAAACCGCAACGCAGCGGAUCUGUACUACCGCCAACCACUCGAGCUCAGAACCACGCGAGACAGCUCCAAAGUUCGAUGGGCAGGAGAUUUUCUGCGACUUGACGAAGACAGACCCGAUUCCAUGGUUCCGCAAGUUCGAGCUCACCUUGCAGCUACACUACGUCAAAGAACACAAGCACCACGGGUACUUAUGCUUCUGGUCGGGGGGUGCGUGCCAAGCAUGGUUGGACAAUCCCUUGUCCAAGUACGGAGUGGUAGCUGUCGACUUGCAUACCAAGAUCAGCGGGGAUGAUCUAAAGGCGGCGUGGCAUAAGCGGUUCCAAGUAGAGUCGUCGGAGAUCAAGGCAAUGGACAAGCUGAUGGUCUUCGAACAAGGCACGCUGCCGAGUGUUGAUUGGAUUGUCGAGUACCAACGCUUGACAUCCGUCCUAUUCAUUCAAAUGGGCUUCAAAGCCAUCAAACACUACUUCAUCUCGAGGUCGUGUCCGACGUUGGGCAAUGCCUUGACUCACAAGGCCGCGCAGAGUAUUGUCACGAACAAGGAGGCCAAGAAUCUCCAGCGUUCGUUUGCGCCAGGCCUGAGCAGAGAUCAGCAUCGGUCGAAAGUCUUUGUGUUUGCCGAGAUCUUCGAGUCACCUACCAGUGUGGUGCCGGAUCGGCCGAUCUCUCACGAAAUCAUUCUUGAGGCCGGUGCCAUGCCGCCGAAAGGUUGCAUUUAUCGCAUGAGCGAGGAGGAGCUUACGGUCCUCCGCGCACAACUCGAUGAUUUGUUGGACAAGGGUUGGAUCCGCCCUAGUAGCUCUCCAUACGGAGCGCCAGUUCUCUUCGUACGGAAGAAGAACAAAGAUCUACGAUUGUGCAUCGACUACCGCAAGCUCAACACGCAAACCGUCAAGAAUGCGGAGCCUCUUCCUCUCAUCGACGAUUUUCUUGAGCGAUUGGGCGACGCAAAGUAUUUUUCUAAGUUGGAUUUGAAGUCGGGAUAUCAUCAAAUCUCGAUCCGAUCGAAAGAUCGUUACAAAUCUGCGUUCAAGACGCGGUAUGGGCAUUUUGAGUGGGUGGUCAUGUCUUUUGGCCUCACCAACGCCCCGACGACCUUUCAAGCGGCAAUGACCAACGAGUUCCGUGCAAUGUUGGACCGGUUCGUGCUGGUCUACUUAGACGAUAUUCUCGUCUAUAGCCGGUCAUUGGAGGAUCAUCUUGAGCACCUUCGACGAGUGUUGGAGACGCUCCGCCGCGCCAAGUACAAGGCCAACUGGGACAAGUGCGAAUUUAUCCGGCAAGAGCUGGAAUACUUGGGCCAUUUUGUCACACCGGAGGGCAUCUGUCCGCUAUCGGACAAGAUUCAAGCCAUCCAAGAGUCCGUCGUGCACUCCAUUGACGAUGCACGCAAGGAGCUCCUCGCCUUCAUCCACGCACUCAAGCGGUGGCAGCACUUCCUCCUUGGUCGAAGCCAAUUCCGGUGGGUAACGGACAACAAUCCGUUGGUCUUUUACAAGAUCCAAGACACCGUCAACAACACCAUUGUUCGAUGGAUGACUUUCAUCGACCAGUUCGACUUCUUUCUCGAUCACAUUUCGGGGAAGUCGAACCGUUUUGUGGAUGCUCUUUCACAGCGUCCGGAUCAUUGUACCACGGUCUAUUCAACCUUCAAGAUCGACAACGACCAGCGGGACAACUUCAUCCGCAGCUACCAAGCCGACCCCGAGUUUCGAGACAAGUACGCGAAUUGCUCCUCUCCUAAUCCAGCGCCUUCUCACUACCGGAUCCAAGAGGUGUACUUGCUUGUCCACACACGGGGGAAGGACCUUCUUUGCGUACCGAGUGACCCUCACUUGCGUACACGGCUUCUUGGCGAGUUCCACGAUGCUCCCACCACCAGACACUUUGGAGUCAACGCGUGCGAUUUUGAUGGCCCGGCCUUCUCGGCGACGUCACACGCAAUUGCGAGUCAUGCGAGGUUUGCCAACGCUGCGAAUCCCGCAACCAUCGUCCAUACGAUGAGCUGCGACCAUUACCGGUCCCCUUGCAGCAAAGGGAAGCGAUUGCCAUGGACAUUACUGGCCCAUUCCCCAAGCACAAGAUCGGCGUGGAUGGGAGUUUCAUGGUGGUUGCUGAAGAAAGAAACAAUCAAGAAGUGGGAUAAGGAUUGCACGUCUGCCAUUAAGAAGUUGAAGCAGGCGUUGAUAGAGUACCCGAUCCUUAAGGUAGCCGAUCCGUCCUUACCUUUCAUCGUCACCACUUACGCGAGCCAGUAUGGUAUAGGUGUUGUACUACAGCAAGACGAUGGCAACGGAUAUAGACCCGUAGAGUUCAUGACUGCUAGGAUGCCUUCAGAGAAGGUAGCGACAUCUACCUACGAAAGGGAACUCUACGCUCUCAGGCAAGCAUUGGAACACUGGAAGCACUACUUGCUUGGGAGGCACUUCAAAGUCUACUCAGACCACGAGACAUUAAGGUGGCUGAAGACGCAGGCCAAGAUGACACUUAAGCUGACUAGGUGGGCCGCAGAGCUAGACCAAUAUGAUUUUGAGCUCAAGCCCGUCAAAGGGAAGUAUAAUGUAGUUGCGGACGCUCUGAGUAGGAAAGCUGAUUACUUUGGAGCGAGCGAUAGUUCAUUGUCUGGAUAUAGGAAGAGACCUGCAACAGAAAGUUAGAGAGGCGUACACGCAGGACCCUAUCUAUAGUGACCUCCUCAAGAGAGUAAAGGAGGCCCCAGAGU
Molecule: messenger RNA, 11983 nt
Organism: Chara braunii
Lineage: Eukaryota; Viridiplantae; Streptophyta; Charophyceae; Charales; Characeae
Source: the annotation of a GenBank genome assembly